AUGCUUGAUCCCCUUAGGCAAGCGGAAAUCAGGCGUUUUGUUGCUAUAAAUAAAUUGUGUUUCAUUGGUCUCCUUGAGACCAAAGUGCCUGAGGAUCUUUUUGAAUCGGUCUCGUCCACCCUUAUUAGGGGUUGGUAUUGGAUUUCGAAUUAUGAGUUUUCGCAUCGUGGGAGGAUCUGGGUUGGCUGGAAUCCUGAGUUAGUCUCCUACUCUGCUAUUUCCAUUAGUGUUCAAGCGGUGCAUGGCACACUGAAGUUUAAUAGUUUGGGGUUAAGUUGCUGUCUAUCUGCUGUUUACAGGGAGCACACGUUUGCCCGCCGACGCCCUCUAUGGGAAGACCUUUGCCAUUAUAGUGAUAUUUUCCAGAAUUCUCCGUGGUUGGUCGUUGGCGAUUUUAAUGCAAUUAAAGAUCCUUCCGAUCGCAUUGGCUGUUCUACCAACUGGAUUUCCUACUUUGAUGAAUUUCCCCAAUGCUUGGCCCGUGCGGAACUUGUGGACCUCAGAUAUGUUGGGUGCCGUUUCACUUGGUCCACCUCAUCCGGUGACGCGAGGAAAAUGAGGAAGAUCGAUCGCAUUCUCGUCAACGGUGAGUGGAAUCUUCAAUUCUCUUACUCAGAGGCCAAUUUCCUUAAUCCAAGGAUAUCGGAUCAUUGUCCUAUGACUGUUAGAGUUUUGCAGCCCUCAUAUAAGAGGAAGCCUUUUAAAUUCUUCGACUUUUGGACUCACCACCCAAAGUUUAAGGCCAUUGUCCAGCAGGCAUGGGAUAGUCCGGUUGCAGGCGUAUCCAUGUACCAACUUGUAUCGAAGCUUAAGAGAGUAAAGGCACGGCUUAGAUCUCUUAACCGUGAGGCUUUCUCCGACAUUUCAGUCAAGGUUGCUGAGGCUAGAGACGCUCUGAGAACUGCUAAGCUAGAGCUCCAGUUGAACCUAGCAAGCUCGAUUCUUACUCAAGAAGAAAGGGAGUGUCGCCGUGUAUUUGUUGAUCUCAGAUCUCAGGAAGAAUCCUUCUAUAGAUAG
Eucalyptus grandis is the source of this 1017-nucleotide messenger RNA. RefSeq lists its product as uncharacterized. Lineage: Eukaryota; Viridiplantae; Streptophyta; Magnoliopsida; Myrtales; Myrtaceae. The record is from RefSeq and is a predicted model, not a curated record. The transcript has a single exon. Gene Ontology annotation, molecular function: catalytic activity. The coding region runs from base 1 to 1017 and encodes 338 amino acids.